AUGGAUAAUCAAUCCGAAGUGUAUUCCAUAACUACAGCAUUAUGCGGCUCUGUGUACACAGUGAAUUUUGUAGACUCUUCAGCAGAUAACUUUGAGAAAAAUCUUGAGGUACAAAUACGUGACUGUAUUGACGCUUUCCUCGUUGUUUACGCUAUUGAUGAUCAGAAUAGUUUUGAAGCAGCCAGAUUAAUUAUCAAUGCAUUGACACCAUUGAAUGAUAGAAGGCAAUUUUCAAUGUUAUCACCGAAGAAAAUGAAUAAUUCCGUUACAACUCUACCUGGAUUGAUAUAUCUUGUUGCUAAUAAAUCUGAUCUGGUUAGAGGCAGACAAGUACCGAGUGAUGAAUCUGAUUAUAGGUUUUUGUAUAAAGAGAAAAUGGGACCUCUUGCUGCUUACAGUUAUGGUUUUGUCAUUCGUCUUUUUCUUGCUGCAUCAAUUUUAAUCAGCUUUCGUUUUCUUCCUGAUUAG
Heterobilharzia americana is the source of this 468-nucleotide messenger RNA. The record is from the annotation of a GenBank genome assembly. NCBI's taxonomy places the organism in Eukaryota, Metazoa, Platyhelminthes, Trematoda, Strigeidida, Schistosomatidae.